This is a messenger RNA of Drosophila novamexicana, 695 nucleotides long. RefSeq names its product larval cuticle protein 1 (gene Cpr47Ed). Gene Ontology annotation, cellular component: chitin-based extracellular matrix. The transcript has 2 exons. The record is from RefSeq and is a predicted model, not a curated record. Bases 182 to 625 code for a protein of 147 amino acids. Gene Ontology annotation, molecular function: structural constituent of chitin-based larval cuticle. NCBI's taxonomy places the organism in Eukaryota, Metazoa, Arthropoda, Insecta, Diptera, Drosophilidae.
UGGCUAGCUCAGAACUUAAAAGGCACUUUAAAUUGCAAAUGUGCAGCAGUUCAACGACUCGCUGCGACUCGUCUCGCAACUUUCUAUUGACCCAGCCUAAUCAGAGAAAUGCUAUAAAAACGCUGAGAACUGUUUGUGCGCGCCCAGUAUUAGCAUAAAUUCGCAAGAGCUGCCAUAAAACAUGUUUCGAUUGUGCUUACUUUGGGUGCUGUGCUGCGUCGUCAGCUGGAGCGCACCAGCACCAGCGAGCGGCAGCGGGAGCGGCAUUGAGGGGCAGCAGUUGGUGCCGAUCAUCAAGUCGCUGGCGGAGCAAAAAAACGAUGGCUCCUAUUUCUUUGCCUACGAAGGCGCCGAUGGCAGCUACCGUGAGGAGGUGGGCAUCGUGAGGCGCUCUGGUAAACAUAAUGAUGAUGUUGUUGAUGAUGAUGACGAUUAUGAUGAUGCGGAGCUGGAAAUCUCUGGCGUUUAUCGCUAUAUCGACAGCCAGGGCGAGCGUGUGGAGGUCAGCUAUACGGCCGACAAGAAUGGCUUUGUGCCGCUGGGCACGAACAUACCCAAGGAAAUAACAGAGACGGCGCGUAAUGCGGUCCAGUCGCUGGAGGUGCGAGCGGGCAAGAAGAGUUAAGAGUUAAGGUUAUGGCUGAGGCAAUUGCACAGCUAUAAACUGUUAUAUGUUGCAGUUGCGAGUGACAAAA